Biomphalaria glabrata is the source of this 2528-nucleotide messenger RNA. RefSeq lists its product as uncharacterized. The transcript is spliced from 2 exons. The record is from RefSeq and is a predicted model, not a curated record. Lineage: Eukaryota; Metazoa; Mollusca; Gastropoda; Planorbidae. The coding region runs from base 716 to 1375 and encodes 219 amino acids.
CCCAAAUCUAUUCAAUGUAGAAUAUAGAUCUUGAGUCUAAACUCAAAAACUAAAAAGACUUAGAAUACUAGAUCUACUACUAGAUUUAGUCUUGAUCUAAGUCUAGAUUUAGAUCUAGCAUACUUAGCAUAUAGAUCUAUAAUUAUAAUCUAGUAUGGUUAUGAAAUAGAUUUAGAUCAAUAUUAUCAAUUUUUACCCCGUUAAAAAAAACAAGUCAGUAUUCACAUAGGCAUAGGCCUAUUGUGAAUUAGACAUAAGUAAGCCACUACUACAAAUUAAAUUUCAAGUUCAAUACAGUUAAUCUAUCUCUAGAUCUUUAUUUAAAAUUAUCUCCUCCAAUAGAAUUAUAGGCCUACUAGAGGUAGGCCCUCUAACCUAGGCUAGUCUAAAUAAGUCUUUACUUUUUAACUAGUGUCUAAUGUUUACGCCACUAAAUAUCUAUAUAAAAAUUAUAAAACUGUUGGACUAGUUAUGAGAUUAAGAAUAAGAUUUUACAACUAAGUUAGGCCUAUUGAACUAUAUAGGGCCUAUUAAAUUUCCCAAGUCUAAGUGCUACAAGAUUAGUGACUUUUUUUCCCCCUUGUACCGUAUGUUCCUUAAUAAUUGAAAAUUAUUAUUACACCCUAGUCCAAACCUCCCACAGUACGACAGGGGUUAGUUAUUGGCAGGGUUUGAACCCAAGAUCACGAAUACAGCAGUCCAGAGCACAUAUGGCAUGCUCAGCUCUGUUUUGGAUACAGCUGGAUCUGAAGCAGCAACAACGCAGCCUGCAAGUGCAGCUGAACGAAAAAUAAUUCUAACUGCAAUUACUAACACUGAUAACACCAAUAAGAGGCUGCCUGAAGAUUUCAUAUACGUCAUGAUGAAUUCAAUGGAAUUGACCACAAUGGUCUCCUUGUUGUGCUGUCCACAUUGCUUCGACAAAAAAUUAACCAUGUGCAUCACACAAUCAAAAGGCAUGGCUCAUUUGAUUAAAAUCAAAUGCCUAAAUUGUGAAACAUAUUUGUGGCCUGACUGGACCUCAAAAAAAAGUAAUAAUGUUCAUCUGGAUAUUAAUGUCCGCGCUGUCGCUGCAUUAAAAGAAUCUGGAAUCUCGCAUUCUAAAUUUGAUAGGUUUUGUGGACUUAUGAGUAUGCCCUGCAUGCACAGAAAUACUUAUAACAAUCUAGCUAACAUAGUCAACACUGCUAUAAUUGAAGCUGGUGAAGAAUGUAUGAUUAGGGCAUCUGCUGUUGUGCAUGGAAGAAACAUUUCACAACCUCUGACUACAGAUGAUAGAAUAAGUUCAACAGGCUGUCCUGUUAUUACAGUUUCUUUUGAUGGGACUUGGCAUAAAAGGGGCCACUCAUCUCAUUCAGGAAUUGGCAGUUAUUGAUUUUGAUACUGGACUCGUCAUCGACACCGAAGUCCUAUCAAAUUAUUGCUGUGUUUGUGAGUCAAACUCUGCAGAACUAAAUUUUGAUGCCUCUAAGCAUAUGUGUCAAAAAAACUUCAGUGGCUCAGCAAAUGCAAUGGAGGCCGCAGCAGCAUCCAAAAUUUGUUCUCACUCUGUGGCAUCAGAAAACUUGUUUAUGGCAUGAUGCUGUGUGAUGGUGAUAGUAAAUCACAUUCAUCUGCCAUUACCAGCUCAGGAUAUGAUGUAGAAAUCUUAAAAGAGGACUGCAUUAACCACAUCUCAAAAAGAAUGUUUAAUACUUUGAACAAUUUAAAAAUGUCUAACAAAAAAGAACUAAAUUAUAGGCUUACAAAGCCAAAAAUUGAAAAAAUUACAAAUAACUAUUCCAAAGUUCUGCGCCAAAAUGCUCCUGACAUUCAAAAAAAUGAAGCUGGCUGUUAUGGGCUCAUUUUUUCAUAUGAUGAGCUCAGACCUAGAUCAUAACCACAGGUUGUGUCCUGAUGGCACUACAUCUUGGUGUCACACUUUAAGAGAUCAGAGGCACUAAAACAGCCAUACAAAAAACAUAAUCAGACCAUCACAUCAGAAAUAGGAAAACUGUUAUUUCCUAUAACAGACACAGAUCUGUUAAAAACAUGUUCAAGAAUGGGAACACAAAACGCCAAUGAAUCUUUUCAUUCCCUCAUUUGGCAAAGAUGCCCCAAAACAGAAUUCGCAACAUUAAAAACUAAGGACGGCGACAUACCUUGCUGUUUUAGCCUGUUGGCAUCAGUUUUUGACAUAUUAGGCGUUCCCUGGACACUAAAGAACAUUUCUUCUAGUGAAAAAAGCAAAAUGUCAAACUACAGCUUGUUGUUAGAAAAAGAAGAUCAAUCACAUAAGUGUCCAGGAGAAAAAAAUUGAAAAAACGAAGAAUUGAGCAUGAGCACCGGGCAGAGGUUCUCGAAGGUCCAUCCUAUCAAUCAGGCCAUUUUAAUGAAUAGUUUUUUUAUUAUCUAUUAUGUUAUAUUAUGUAAAUAUUCCCCUUUUUUUUUCAUUUUUAUGGUUGCAAUAAAUAUUUUAUAUCAUUUUAAAAACUUUAAAUGCGUUUUUCUCAAAAUGUAUUUUUAGGUGCAUGUUGUCCACAAGAAUC